AUGGGAGCCUGUGGCAGCAAGAAGGUCCAGCUGAGUCGCAGCGGCGAUCAGCAGCAGCAAAAACAGGAGCAAAGACAGGAGCAGGAGCAGGAGCAGCAUCCAAAAGAGCAGCAGCAAGACCAGCAGCAAAAGCAACAGCAACAACAGCCUCCCCAACGGCAACAGACAGAGGGAGACCUGCAAGAGCAGCCAAGCGUCAGCGCAGCUCACGCAAUUGGAGUUUCGCUGCCUAAGCAAAAGAGUCUGAAGGAGCAGCAGAGAAGACGCCUUUCAAUUUCUGUGACGGUUGUUGAAGAUCCUGCAGCAUCGGCAGGGACGCACGGGGUAGCCUCCGCAGCGGCACCGAUGGCAGUGGGUAGCUCAAACACUAAACUGAACGGUGGGGAUGGUGUAAGUGCCACCCAGGGCAGCAAAGGAUACGCUCAAGUCGUAGGGGCUGACAGCAGCAGCAGGAAGGCGUUGUCGUUUUCUUGCUCGAACAACGAGGAAAGCACCGACAAUCCGGCAAGGGCCGUGACGGCAGCAGUGCCUCAUGAAGUUUCUGCGGCUGGGGCAGUCUCUCAUGCAAAGGCACCUCUUAAGAAGCAGACUUCCACAGUCGAGCAGCGACUGCCGCCUGGCAACAGCAGCCUGAGUACGAGCGCUGUCUUAGCUGAGAAGGGCUUCUGUCCUGAUCUGCCCCUGCUGUUUACACCUCUGCCCUUCGCACCAGAGAAGGCAUGGCUACACCUGGAAGACAUCACUGCGCAGUUUCUCUUGGAGCACUUCACAGCCGACUCCCCAGACCCCACCAGAUGUGCAGUCUUAGGGUUCCCUGCGCGUGAACGCCAGCGGGGCUUCGAUAACAAGCGGAUGGAUUGCGUGCUGUCUGCAACUGAGGGAUGCGGCAAUUUCGACGAGUUCCAGACGCAAAUUGGUGUUGGCUGCUCCUGCAAGAAGGGUCUCAAGCCGGAAAGCCCCAAUCAGGAUGACUUUUCCUUCAUCAGGUGCUCCGCGUUCGGCGUCUAUGGGGUGUUUGACGGCCACGGUCCUAGCGGUCAUCAAGCAUCGGACUUCGUGCAUCGCGUGCUGUUGCUGAUGCUGUUGUCUCACCCCCUCCUGAGAACAGACCUCUCGGUAGCCGUUGCGAGCGCUUUUCACGCCACCCACAAGGCGCUUUUGGAGUUUUGUUCCGAGGAAAAGAAUGUCGACUCUUCGCUUUCGGGCACGACUGCCACCCUGGUGCUGCACGAGGCGGGCAGGCUGACCGCUGCCUUUGUGGGAGAUUCUCGCUGUGUCCUCGCAAAGAUGAACAGAGACGGCACGAUAAUCCCUGCCUUCGCUACGGUCGACCACAAGCCUACGAACCCUUUAGAAAAGAAGCGGAUCGAAGCGGCAGGUGGCGAGGUGAUGCGCCUUGAUUGUGACAUCCCACAUCGCGUGUUCGUGAAGGAUCAUCUGUUUCCUGGUCUGGCAAUGAGCCGAGCCAUCGGGGAUGGCAUCGCUCACCAAAUAGGCGUCAUAUCGGAGCCGGAAAUAGUCCAGGUCCCUCUAGACGAGAACUCCUUGUUUUUCAUCGUCGCCAGCGAUGGGGUGUGGGAGUUCAUCAGCAGCGAAGAGGCAGUCAGCAUUGUGGCCCGUUACGUCACGGGGAGUCCGGAUGACUCGGAAAGGAUGAAAGAUGCAGCAGACCGCCUCGCAUAUGAAGCUUUCAGGCGCUGGAUCGACGAGGAGGGCAACGUUGUCGAUGACGUAACCGUAAUAGUCGUGUGGGUGGCGCGCUAG
Cyclospora cayetanensis is the source of this 1764-nucleotide messenger RNA. RefSeq lists its product as uncharacterized. Gene Ontology annotation, molecular function: protein serine/threonine phosphatase activity; cation binding. The record is from RefSeq and is a predicted model, not a curated record. The transcript has 11 exons. NCBI's taxonomy places the organism in Eukaryota, Apicomplexa, Conoidasida, Eucoccidiorida, Eimeriidae. The coding region runs from base 1 to 1764 and encodes 587 amino acids. Gene Ontology annotation, biological process: protein dephosphorylation.